This is a messenger RNA of Trichoderma asperellum CBS 433.97, 1602 nucleotides long. RefSeq lists its product as uncharacterized. Gene Ontology annotation, molecular function: carbohydrate:proton symporter activity. The record is from RefSeq and is a predicted model, not a curated record. NCBI's taxonomy places the organism in Eukaryota, Fungi, Ascomycota, Sordariomycetes, Hypocreales, Hypocreaceae. Gene Ontology annotation, biological process: transmembrane transport; carbohydrate transport. Gene Ontology annotation, cellular component: membrane.
AUGAAGUUCUUCGAUGCCCUCAAGCCAUCGGCUCCGCCGUCUAAUACCUUUACGCUCGCCAACAAAGAGUUUCCAAAGGUAACAUGGUGGCGCGAGCCGGGACUUCGACGCCUGUAUCUCUUGCUUCUCGUGCCCCUGAUGACGUCCAUGGUCAACGGCUACGAUGGCUCCAUGAUGAACGCUCUGCAGACGAGUGGGCAGUGGCAGGAUUAUUUUCAUCAUCCUCGUGGCUCGCUACUGGCGUUUUACAACUUGGCUUUUGGACUGGGACAGCUUCUGGCCGUGGUUCCCUUUCCAUUCCCUGCUACAAUUGCAGAUAAGCUGGGAAGACGAUGGGGAAUCGUUAUUGGCAGCAUCAUUGCGAUAAUUGGGGUGGCGAUUCAGAGCGCGAGUAUAGAUGUCGGCAUGUUUGUCGCAGGAAGAUUUAUUCUUGGCUUUGGAGUCAUGAUAGAUCAUGGGAGCGCACCUCUCAUAGUGACUGAACUGGCUCACACGCAACAUCGAGCCACAAUUACUGCAGUGUACAACUCGAUGUGGUAUUUCGGAUCGAUUGUUGCUGCAUGGGUGACUUUUGGAACGAUUAAUAUCGACAGUGACUGGGCAUGGCGCAUUCCCUCCAUUAUUCAGGCUUUCCCUGCCAUUGUGCAGAUCGUAUUCAUCUGGCUAUUACCAGAGAGCCCGCGUUUUCUUAUUGCCAAAGAUCGCCACGAUGAAGCCCUCGAAGUCUUGGUCAAGUUCCAUGGCAACGGUGAACGUACCGACUUUGUUCAGACUUCUUUCACCGAGAUCAAGGAGACUCUCGCUUUAGAGCAAGAAUUUUCUUCCAAGAGCGGCUGGCUCGAACUGAUCCGCACACCAGGCAAUCGCAAGCGCACCCUCAUUUGCUACUUACAAGGCUUCUUCUCCCAGUGGUGCGGUAACGGCCUGGUCUCGUAUUAUCUCGUCCCUGUGCUGGAGACGAUUGGCAUCACCAAGAACGCUGAGCAAGCUGGUCUCAAUGGCGGGCUCCAGAUUUGGAACUUCAUCGUUGCUAUUUGGGCCUCGUUCAAUAUUGAUAAAAUUGGUAGGAGAAAGAUGGCGCUGGGCAGCACAGGCUCGAUGAUUAUAUGCUUUGUGUUAUGGACUAUACUUUCAGCGCGGUACAACAUCACGGGAGACAGCGCCGAUGCCAAGGGAGUGAUUGUGAUGAUCUUUUUGUUCUAUACGGCAUUCAACUGCGGAUGGCAAGGCCUACUUCUGGCGUAUCCCAUUGAGAUCUUGCCUUAUGAGAUCCGCGCCAAGGGCUUGAACGUUACGUUUUUCGGAGUCAGCACAAACUUGCUCAACCAGUACAUCAACCCUGUGGGUAUCGAAUCUCAGGGAUGGAGAUUCUAUAUUUUCUACGAUGUCUUUCUCUGUGUUAUUUUCACCGUCGUAUAUUUCCUCUGGGUUGAAACAAAGAACACUCCGUUGGAGGAAAUCGCCAAAUACUUUGACGGCGACGAAGCCAAGGUGGGUGGCGGCGCGUCAACUGGUAUCGCAGCAGCAGUGCUCUCUCAGCUGCAGGCGAAGAAGGGUGAUUUUGAUGAGGAAGUGGCACAUGUCGAAGAAAGCACGGUAUAA